AACAAACUGCAAUCUUGCCCAAGAAUCUCCUCCGUUCCGCGGUAUUGCAACGCGAACCCCUACAACACUGCUAUUCGCAAUUGAAUCUCGGGUUUCUCGCAUCUGCACCUGAUGAACGCACAAACCGAGAAAAUGGGAGACCCCAAUCACAGAUCAGCCGGGGCAACAGCAUCUGCCUCUAUGGAACUACACCAGCAGCACCAGCAAGCCCCCAUGGGGUCUUCCGGUCCCCCCCACAUGGGUCUCGGUGGCCACCCACGCUACUCGCAGCACGCGGAGCAAGAGCUGCGGCCCGGUGGACCACCUCCACCCAUGGGAUACGGCGGGCCUUCGGCUCUGUCGCACGGAUCUUUUGGCAAUUCGUACAGCUCGUAUCCCCCCGCUCCCUACGGCGGCGACGGGGGAUACGGGGGAGCACCCCCUCCCGGGUCGCAUCCCCCCGGCUAUCCCAGGGGCGCCGCCGCUGCCGCGGCCGCUGCUGCGUACUCCAUGCCCCCCCAUUCGUUUCCCUACGGCGCCGCUGGAUACGGCCCCGGGGGCUAUCCGCAGUCCGCUCCCCACCCGGCCUAUCCCUACGGGGGAGGUUACGAGGGCCAUUAUGGGAGCCAGGGUGCGAACCUGCACCGGCCGCCGGGGUCGUUCCGGGGGCCUUCCCCGGUGAAUCCAUCCGCCGCUCCAGGCAGGGGAAACGGCAGGAUGCAGAACGGUCUUUUGCCCGGUGCGGUGGCGCCCCUCUCGGACCUCAAUUCCCUUGUCUCGGGUGGAUCGUCGGCGCUCACAAAGAAAGGCGGUAGCUCGACCGCUGGAACCAAGGGGUUGCCCGGUUCUGCCCUGUCGGAUGCCAACGGCAAGCGCAGCGGCCCGCAGCAAUCCCUGAAGCCGGACCAGGGCGAGGUUGAGCGUUUGCGGGCCGCCGCGGCCACCGAAAUUACYACCGAAGAGGUCAAGCCGAUCCAGACCGACUUUCACUUCUUCGUCCGGGAGAACAUCGAACAAUACCGCAGCCUCGCCGAAGAGGAGGUGAAACGCAGCAUGGAGGACCAGUCGGCAACACCGGAUCCGAUGCUUGUGAAUUCCAACCUAAACACCCGUCUCAUGAGCGCAUGGGAAUGCCUGACUAAGGAGACACGAGACACCUUUAUGACCCACGAAGAAACGGACCGCCGCCGGUUCAUGGAAGACGACGAAAUUGCCAGCCGGCACUGCGCGACUCUCACGGCAAGGGGAAAGAGUCCCAGAGCUGUUGGCGGUGACUCCCUCAAGGAGCUUGCGGCUCUGCAACGACAGAAACAUCAAGAACAAGAGAAGAAAAAGCAGGAAUCGGGGACCGAUGGGGGUACUCCGAACACGGUCGCGGCCAAAACAAAAACCGAUGGCGAAGAAAAAAAGGCGGAAGAAUCGGCAAAGGAGGAAUCUAAAAGACCCGGUGACUCCGGUGGCGACGUUCACGAAUCCCCCGCCAAGAAAAACAAGGUCAGCCAAUAACAAGAAUCUACCAAGGGAUUGCAGCACAGCAAACUUAUCCGACGGGGCAGCUCUCUGGGGAGGGGGAAGGACACCCGGCGUCGGAAUACUUGGUAUUGGGAUCCGCUGCCGGCAUAGUCCAUAUCGAUGGUGGAAUUCAUUUGGGUGACAAAAGCCGGGGGAAUUGUAACUGUAAGCUAGAGCCAUUGUACUAAUGUAAAACGACUUUUAAAAAAAUGACGCCUCACUC
Pseudo-nitzschia multistriata is the source of this 1714-nucleotide messenger RNA. NCBI's taxonomy places the organism in Eukaryota, Bacillariophyta, Bacillariophyceae, Bacillariales, Bacillariaceae. The record is from the annotation of a GenBank genome assembly.